UUGAGGGAAAUACUUUCAGCAAAACGAAAACAGAUUUUCGAGUCAGUUUGUCGUUGACCACAGCUCCCAUCGGUGCACCCCCAUUGUUUACAUUCGGAAGAGGUUGUUGUCUAUAAGACUUUUUGCAACAACAAUGGCACUACCUUUGGCUAUUGCCCUCGCCGGUUUGAAAUUAGACGACUACGGUAGACUUGUGUCACAUUUGGCGGGUCAGGAUUCACCGGAGGCCAGAGCACCGUCUCCGAGCAACAGUGACUCCAGCGGUAUCUGCAGUCUUGCAACCUCCGCUACCCAGACGACCCCUUCAUCAACACCACUUUCUUCCAGACCGCAAACGCCGAACGAUGAUUCCUGUUCUAUCAGUUCUAAACAAUCCACAAUCAUCUCGAGCCCGAAGUUUAACUUGGCGGCCUUCAAGAGGAACCUGAAGAACACGCUUCCGGACAGACCCCCGGAAAUUCAAUUGACCGUGACGCCGGAUAAUGUACGUGGAAAGAGAGACGUCCACGACCUGAUGGGUAACAUAAGAGAUUCACGUUGGAAUUUGAGACAUCCCGAUGUGUACGACAGAAGUAUUCGGAAUUUUAUGGAGUACAGAUCAAUUUAUUCCCGAUUGGGAACGGAUGGGCUCACCGAGGAAUACCCAGUCAGAAGAUGCAAAGAUUGCAAUUUCCGUGAGCCCUCGCCAUUCUUGUGGGAUUAAAUUUGGUCUUUAAAGUCUAUUAACGACAAACUGUAGAUAGAGAGAGAAGGCGGCAGCCGGUACGUCAAACGGAUAUUGACAAUCAUACGAAAUGAGUGAUAAGAAGAAAUACGAAGACGAUGGUGUUGAUAAGGCAUCGAACAAUGUAAAAAUAGUGUUUGUUUCAUGAUAGCUUUUGUGGAAAAAUUUGUCAGACAUUUGUUAAUUUAAAUUUGUUGAAUUUGUUAGCGAAUUCUGGAGAAGUUCUGGCGAAAUUCAGAGGAAUUAUUCCCGAUUCCGUUGGAACGUUUGAUAGGAAAAUUCCACAGACUAAUAUUCAUUCGUAAAAUUUGAUCGAUUCUUCUUUAAGGAUCGAAUCUGAUCCUUUUAAUUUUUGCAUUCCACCGAUCCUUUUUUUCAGUUCGAAUUUUUCCUCAAUUUUUUCAGUCAAACAAAAUGAGAAAAAGGGGAAAAUUUGGAAAAUUAUUUAGCAUUUUGUAAAUAUUGAAACUCAGGGAUGAUUUUUUGUGCGAUAUUUUUUAUUGGAUAUUCAAGGGGAAUCGGGAAACUAUUUAAUAAUUUCGCCAGUAAUUCAAUGGAAUCGUAACGACGUUGAUUGAUGUUUCUGACCUAAUGAUAAUUAUGUACCUUGUUAAAUCCACUGACACUGUUUUUAUUAAUACCUGAAGAAGCUGAAGCCACUUGAUAUACUCCGUAUACCGGUUACGGGCUGCAGUAUUAUAAUUGUAAAUGAAGUCAUGUUGAUUCUAUUGUAUUUUGUGAAAAGACUGGUCAUUGUAUGUUACAUUUGCCUAUUUAAAUGUAGCGUCAUUUAUUAUACCUAAAGAGUACAAAACUGUGAUUUUUUUCAUGUGACCAUGGUCUAUUGAUCUUCAUAAGCAAUAAACGAUGAAUAAUUUUAGAUAGUAAAUGAUCAAUAAACGAUUGUUUUAUCGUAUCAGGAGAUCCUAUGAAA
Molecule: messenger RNA, 1658 nt
Organism: Diachasmimorpha longicaudata
Lineage: Eukaryota; Metazoa; Arthropoda; Insecta; Hymenoptera; Braconidae
Exons: 4
Coding region: 134-703 (189 amino acids)
Source: RefSeq, a predicted model, not a curated record